Molecule: messenger RNA, 6135 nt
Organism: Humulus lupulus (European hop)
Lineage: Eukaryota; Viridiplantae; Streptophyta; Magnoliopsida; Rosales; Cannabaceae
Exons: 4
Coding region: 3370-5865 (831 amino acids)
Biological process (GO): regulation of transcription by RNA polymerase II
Cellular component (GO): piccolo histone acetyltransferase complex
Source: RefSeq, a predicted model, not a curated record
AUCAAGUACAAGAACGAAUUUCGAAGUGGGUACUUUCUUGUCAUAUUACUGAAUCUACAAGCACUUUGAGUAUCAAAUGAGAAUUACAGGCACUUGAUGAAUGUACCUCCCUAUUCAUUUGAACACGUUAAAUAUAGCAAAAUGAAAGUUAUAAACGGUUGUUGCCAUUUGUUCAUGUUAUUUGAUUAUCUGAAGCGUGAUGUGAAUGCUGGUAUUAUUUAUGGUGGUUCUUAAAUCCAUUAGUUCUAGGUUAUAUGUGGGGGUGAAUUUUGUAUGUAGCGAAGAAUUUGACAUGAUGAUUAGCCUACUUGCUGAAGAUCAUUUGCACUUUAGGAGAUAAUCAUCCCAAGAUUCAAUAUAUUUUAGAAGAUUUUAUGAAAGCAGGCAAGAGUUCAGGGGUUGGUUCUCUUUGCAGCCUUCUUUAAAGUGCUUUAACAGAACUACACGAAGUAGUAUAAAUUUAGCUACUUAUGAGAGGUGCCCUUUUUAUGAUUUGUUUCUUUUCAUUUAUAUAUAUGUAUAUCUUAAUCUUAUGGUCCCCAUUUCUUAUAAUAAAUAUAUAAUCUUAUGGAGAAUCCAAUUCCAUAAGUUAAUAGCAGCUGUAUUCUCAACUGCAAUUAAUUUUUCUUUUUAAAAAAAAUAAAGAUCUUCAAGAAUUAUUUAUGACAAAGCUGACAUCUAUCCGAUUCGUUAAGUAUUGUAUUCCUACUCAACUUCAUUCUCUAUUUCAAUAUAGCUUGAGAAGUUUUCUGGAUUGAAGCAUUUUAAUUUUUUAUUUAUUUUAUAUAUGUGGAAUUUGAAUGCUCUAAAUCCACUUUUUCUUAAGCUUUAUAUUUCUGGUCCCGGUCCGCUUUGAAGUUUUCCUUUGAGCUGUUGGUCGCUCCAAGCUAACUAACUCUUGUAUUGAAGAAGUAUCUCUUUGCAAUAUUAUUGUGCUAAUAAUGGUGGAGACAGGUUAAAUUAUUGGUCAUGCCUUUUGGACUCAAAAGGAUUUCUUAUCUCAGAAUAUAUUGACAUUCAUACACUAUAAUGGUAAGUGUUGAAUACCUUUAGUGAUUGAAAAGCAGGAGCAGAGACCAGGCAUAAAGUUCUUUUUCUAUUUUUACUAUGGCUUUUGUUUUUUAUAUUUUGGCUCUACUCUUUCACUUUAUUCAUAAUUUGCAUUAAACAACACAUUAUGCCACAGGGUUAUUUGUCAACUGUGGUGAUAAUGGUUAAACAAAAACUUUUCUUUUCCCUGAUGGUCAAUAAUAUGGAAAAACAAUUCAAAAUGAAUGAUCAUUUUUUACUUGGGGAAAGUAAAGUUUCGAUCAGUCUGUUUUAAAAAUUCCUAGUUUCAUGCUCUACUCCAUAUAUUUGGUCUAUUAUAAGCUUGAAGUGCAUUCUACUUCUAUUGUGAAUUUUGCAUCUCAAAAGUUCUGCUCUUAAUCUCCAUGUGAAUCAACAGUGUAAAGUGUAGAUAAGAAGUUUGUUUAUAUUGGACUAGUCUGUUUUGUUUUAAGCAAUAAAUAGUUCAUUACAGUAGCUCAUUGCUGAAAAAUCAUAAAAAGUGGGUCUUAGAGUUGAUAUGUGAACUUAUUAUAAUUGGGUUGAUAUGUGAACUUAAUAUAUGUGCACUGUUUUAGUGAUUAUCCAUUGAAAUCAGUGAUAGAAUAUUGAGUUUGGCAUUGAAUAUGGUCAACUGGGGGGGUUAAGUACAUUGUAAGAGGAUGCUUAAGAUUGCUCAUAUUAUUAUUUUUAUAUAUAAUUUAUUAGUGUUUUUUUAAAAGUAAUAGUCACGGAAAAUGGGUGGAGAUAUUGUCACCAUAAUUUUGUAUAAGUUUGGUUUAAGAAGUCUGAGGAUAAGUAUAGAACUCUCUUGGAUGUGACAUGGGUAGAGCUUUCCAUGAUAGUUGGGUGUCAAUGCUUUUUUUUAAGGCUUACUCAUUUUAUAAGUUACAUAUUUCUUCUCUCCGCCUUUGACUUUUGUUAUUUUUUUCCCCUAUUUUAAUACAUGCUCUCUUUUUUUUAUUUCAACUCUUCUCAUUACGACUUGUUUAAAAAACUAUUUUUCUUAUGAGAAUUCAUAAUUGUAUUGUAUGGCAGUGUUUUUUUUUAAUUUUUUUUAUAUAAUUCUUCUUGUGUAUGAAAAUGCAUACUAAGGCAUAGAUGACUAUAAUUGUUAAUUUAUAAUUUAAACAUGUAUUUAUUGAUUUUAUAUGUGUCAUAAACUAGCAUGUUAAUAACUUAUAGCUAUAUUUAGCUCAGGCUAAUUUAACAUGUAAAAAGCCUAUUUAUGAGAGAGUACCCUAUAGAAAGAUAAUUUUGCUCUUAAUUUUUGGUGCCCAAUAUUGCAUAAUUUUGUUUUUAACUAUAUAAUAGCUUCAGUUUUUGCAUUUUUAGAUUUUCUAGAUGAGUUUUGCAUUUUAAUGGUUCCUAAAUUUAGUUUUUUUUUCCCUUAAAACAUAAAAAGUUUUAACAAAUUACCGCGUUAUUUUCGUUUUAUUUUUUACUUAUUCAAUUCUAAAAUAUUUUCUUAAACGUUAAGUCUUAAUUUGACUGAAUUACCGACUUUAAUUCCACCUUUUCUGCUGUCAGUUUGAUGAAUAGGCCAAAUUACCUUAAAGUCCCCAAUUCGAACUCACCGUCUGACACUCAUCCCAACCGUCGCAUUGAAGCCCUUUAUCGUCUUUUCACUUGCCAUGCGCUCAAACCUAAAUAAAAAUAUCAGGCUCCUCCUCUCUCUUUUUAAAAAGAUAAAUUAAUUAAAAAGAAAAAGAAAAGCUGAAGACUAUCUUUCUCUCUCUUCCUUUGGAGCGAACCAAUAUUCGGAAAAAGGCUGAAUCUGGACCGUCAAAUUUAAAGAUCAAACGGCUCUCAUAAGUCGGCGAGUAGUUACCCCAUAACUCCUCACUGUGGAUUUUUAUCAUAAACCCUAGCCGCGCGAUUCACAGAAACUCGGUUUCCCUCCUUUUCUCAUCUUCUUCACUCUCACUCACUUUUUCUCCUUCCAAACAACCUAACCUCCUGUAAGUCGGUCUCGAUAGCUCGCCGAUCGUAGAUCUUUCUCUAUCUUUAUAUUUAUCUAUGUUUCUUUCCCUUUCAGAUCUUUAGGUUCUGUAUUUUCCCUUUUUUGUUGUAGAUAUAUACAGAACUUUCUUCUUCAUCUUGUAUUUUCAUGAGUCUUUCUGAGAUUAUUGUUGUAUUUUUGUGUUUGUAAAUUUUUUUAGAGAAAAAAAAAAGAAGAAGAAUAGAUUGUUUGUUACGUGUAAUUUUCUUGUACAUACAACGAGUCGUAUUUAAACUUUAUGAGCUCCGACUCAGUGAGUCAAGAGUGAGUCAAGAUAAUGACGGACUGGGAAGCAUCUUGGUCGAUUUGCGUUUCCGAUUAUGAGGUCUGUUCGUGCUGAACUUUUGGGUUCAGGGUGGUUUGGGUCAGUCCACGCGUCCGAGUUCGAGGCUGAGUUGACUCGUAGGUCGACUCGAAGGCUCAGUGAGUCCGGCGAUAAGGUAGUUAGUCCACGAGUCAAGGCGCUCGGUAGCCUGGGCACUGCGGCAAUGCCAUCCGUUGGCAUGAGAAGGACCACGAGGGUGUUUGGGGUGGUUAAGGGUGCGGAUGGAGCGAGGGUGUUAAGGUCAGGGAGGCGGCUCUUGGCCGAAUCUGGUGAGACCAAACUCAGGAGACAUAACGAUGGGGAUGACUGGUUCAACGUUGUCAAGAGCAAUGGCGGUAAAGGGGGUGGCGGUGGAGGUCUAAGCUAUGGCUGGACUGACAAUGAUAAGCCCAAGAGAACCCCCAUCGUGGCUGAACUUGAGGUGCCUAAAAAGCCCCCAAAGGAAAGUGUUGGGGCGGCUUUGGCCAAAGUGCACGACCCUGAUAAAAUGUAUGGAAUUGUGUAUACCCGAAAGAGGAAGCAAAGUUGCCGAAGUCCAGUCAUCUCGAAGACUUUGUGUGAAGGCAGGUUUGGGCGUCGUUUCGUGCGUCGACAGAGAAGGAAGCUAAAUUCUGGUGUGAGCCUAGCGGCGGGAGCUGGUAGUUCUGAUGUCCGAGGGGUGAUUAGCGUUGCUGUUGCUUCUUCCUUGGACAGGAAUCUUUGUGCUGUUAGUUUUUUGUAUUCGGUUUUGGUAUACAUGACGAGGGCCAGGCUGAGAUUGACCGAUCUUUUUGAUUUUCUCAUCUCCGAACCUUUACGAAGUGUUCACACUUCAUCUGGCGUGACCACUUUUUUGGAUCAUCCUUCGACUAAGCGUUUUGCGAGUUGCAAGAUUUUUGGAGCUAUGCAAUUUCAGCCUAUAUUUUGUGUGGACUUUUCUGCAAUUCCGUCUUGUUUUAUUUUCAUGCAUUCAUGCAUGUAUUUUAGAAAGUAUCAGCCAUCACUUCGGAAUGAUACAAUUCUUGAUGGUGACGAGAUUAUGUCUGAUGAAGAAGAAAAUACAGAUAUUUUGGAAUCUGGUGCUAUUAUGCGCCCUGAAUUAAAUUAUACUGAGAACAGGUGGUUGUCACAUCCAUCUGUUAAAGCUUCGAAGUUGGCUGGUCGAAGCACUCAAUACAGGGGUGGGUUAAUUUCACGCAAAAGGCGGAGUUCCCUGAGGAGGACGAGAGCUAGAAAUCCGUCAUUAAUGAAUAGUGUACAGAAUUUUAAUGGAGUUUUAGUUUCUGAUUUAGGUAUCUUUAGGAAAAAUGCAGUUCCUUCUGUAGCAUCUAAUAACAAGCUUAGGAGAUCACUUCGGAAUAAUAGACCGGUUGGAGGCUUGAAAGAUUUGAACUCAACAAAAGCUGUAUUAACAAAGAGUAAGGAUUCAGCUUCCUGCUCUGCAAAUAUUUUGGUCAUCGAAUCAGACAAGUGUUACAGGAUUGAAGAGGUAGAUGUUAGUUUAGAAAUGUCUUCUUUAGGAGAGUGGCUUAUUGCUGUUAAGAAAGAUGGAACAACGAAAUUCACCCACAAGGCAGAAAAGGUUAUGAGGCCGAAUUCUUUCAACCGCUUCACACAUGCUGUAAUAUGGGCUGUGGAUAAUGUCUGGAAGCUUGAGUUUCCUGAUAAAAUGGACUGGCUUAUCUACAAGGAUCUUUACAAGCUAUGUUGUGAUCGAAAUGUGUCAUCCCCUGGGGUUAAGAAUAUCCCUAUACCUGGAGUAAAUGAGGUCUCACUUGAUUGGGAUAGCCAUAAUGCUCCAUUUUGCAGACCAGAUUCAUACAUAUCCAUGAGAGAAAAUGAAGUCAGCAGAGCCAUGGCAAAUAAGAACGCUAAUUAUGACAUGGAUUUGGAGGAUGAGGAAUGGCUAAAUAAAUUAAACAGCGAGUCUUGUGUAGAGAAUGGGAUGCGGGAGCAUGUUUCAGAGGAUAAUUUUGAGUCAAUGUUUGAUACCUUUGAGAUAGCCUACUUUUAUAAUGAAGUUGAUAUCACCAAGGACACAAAUUUAGCUGUUCAUCUAUGUCAGCAUCUGGGUGGGAGAGAAGUAGUAGCAGCUGUUUAUGAAUAUUGGUUGGAAAAGCGGAAGCAGAAGAAGGCAUCUCUGCUUCGGGUUUUUCAGGGUAAUGAAAUGAAAAGAGCUUCAAUAGCCCCAAAGAUUUCAUACCGCAGGAAAAGAUCCUUCAAACGACAACCAACUCAAUUAGGAAGAGGCAAACAAACUAGUUUUUUGUUUCACGCCAUGGCGUCUGAAAUGAACAGUGUUGAAGAACAGAAUGCCAGGCUCACUAAAGCUCAAAUAUCAGCGAACAAGUGUAUGGAAUCAGCGGUUUAUAAACGUCGUAGGGCUCAGCUGCUUAUGAACAAUGCAGAUCUGGCAACUUACAAGGCAACAAUGGCUAUUAGAAUUGCUGAUGCGAUGGCUUUAUAUCCCCAUUCUGCUUCUGCUUCUGCUUCUGCAUAUUUUCUUGAUUGAGAAUCGAAUUGCUAUGACCACAAUUACCCAAUUUUAAAUUCAAGGGGGGAAGGAAUAAUUUCUCUGUGGCUGGCUGGUUGGAAAGGCCUUUCUUUUUUUUGGAGAAAUGCAAGUAAUGUAAUUUUGUAUAGCUUUUUCAUUGGUAUUAUUGUACAUUCUGUAUUAUUAUUAUUAGUAUAACCUCACACCAAUAGUGUACAAGUGAAUUCAGUUGAUUUCCUUAGGUAGAAAAUGAUGGGAAAAAGAAAUUACAUGAUUAUUGGGCCCAAA